UACACCUGUAAAUAAUAUCAGAAUAGCUGAAAACAAUAGUCAUAAAAAAAAGUAAAUAUCAUAAUUGAAUCAAUAUGCUGCUCAAAUAUCUCGGUACUGUUAUGCCAGCACAAGAAUUGGAAAAUAGAGUGGUUAGCAUAGCAUGGUCGCCGAAUAAUUUAAAGCUAGCUGUGGCAUCUUCGGAUCGUUCUAUUUACCUUUUUGAUGAGAAUGGAGUAAAGCGUGACAGAUUUUCCACUAAGCCCGUCGAUCCCAAGUUCGGCAAGAAAAGUUACAUGGUGAAGGGAAUAGCCUUCUCCCCAGAGUCCACGAAGAUUGCAGUUGGUCAGACCGAUUGCAUUGUAUACGUGUAUAAAAUAGGAGAAGACUGGGGCGAUAAAAAAGUGAUUUGCAACAAGUUCCGACAGAGUGCUGCAGUGACUUGUUUGAUCUGGCCAGGAGACGGUCCAAUCGUCAUAGGAUUGAUGGAUGGAAAAGUCCGCGCGGCUUUGGUCAAGUCGCAAAAGGCUCAAACCUUGUAUACCUCUGAUACUAUGACGAUAGCUCUGGCUAGCAACGUCCGUGGAAAUGGCUUUCUGUCGAGCCACGCCGAUGGCAGCAUUAUUCGGUAUUACAUCACCGAGGACGGUAGCGCGGAGCCAUCAGGACGCGUGUGCGUCCACGGCGUGCCUGCUUAUGCCCUGGCGUGGCCACAGUCACAUAUCCUGGCAGCAGGUUGCGACAAACGAUUGACUCUGUACGACUCGUAUGGCAAACCAGUCAAGAUCUUCGACUUCAGCCGGGAUUCCCAAGAGAGGGAGAUCACGGUAGCCUGCUGCAGCCCGAGUGGCCAAAGCGUGGCUGUAGGUUCCUGGGAUAAGAUGCGCAUCUUCGAUUGGACGCCACGAAGAGGUAUCUGGGAGGAAAGCAACGUACGCGACUUGCCCAAUUUCUAUACCGUCACGGCGUUAGCUUGGAGACGAGACGGUUCAAAAUUGGUGAUCGGCAGUCUUUGCGGCGGUGUCGAACAGUUUGAGACUAUUUUGAGACGCACAGUGGUCCGUGGAAGUCACGAAGUUGCAUAUGUAGGUCCUAGCCAAGUAGUGAUCCGGCCUUUGAGCGACUCCUCGCAGCGUCCUAUUGUCAUCAGAUCGCAAACGGGUUUGGAGAUUGAAGACGUGCGCGUUCUAGGACGCAGAGACAAUAAUGUGGUGGCUCGGACGGCGCGCACCCUGCUGAUCGGCGACAUCGAGCUGGGUCUGAUCAGUGAGAUCCCAUGGGAGGAUCGGUCUGGCAGUGAAAAGUUUUUCUUCGAAUAUCCGGUUGUAUGCUUGAUCUUUUGCUCCGGCGAGUUGACGAUCGUCGAAUAUGGACAGAACGAGGCGCUCGGUUCCGUACGAACAGAAGCAGUAAAUCCGCACGUGGUCAGCGUACGCGUGAACGAACGACCCUCAGCUGGCGGGGGCGACAACAAGAAAUUGGCCUACCUACUGGAUCCGCGAACCAUUCGCGUAGUCGACCUGCUAACCGGCGCAACUAUCAGCAUGAUCGUCCACGACGCUCGAAUCGAUUGGUUAGAGCUGAGCGAGGCGGGUCACCGUCUGUUGUCGCGCGACAAGCGAGGUCGUCUUUGGCUGAGUGAUGACACGGGUGAUAGAGUCUUGUUGGUGACAGGAGCAUCUUUCGCGUCCUGGAUAACUGGUAGCGAUGUUGUCGUUGCUCAGACAAGCCAAACCUUGGCCGUUUGGUACAACAUAGACGCGCCAGAAGCGGCAACAUUAACGCCAAUCAAGGGUGAUGUGAUUGACAUUGUGCGAGAGGAUGGUCAGACAUCUGUGAUAGUAGAAGAGCAUGGCGUCAAGGUGGGAUAUACAUUGGACGAGGGACUGAUCGAAUUUGGCACCGCGCUGCAUGACAAUGAUUUCGGCAGAGUUGUUCUGUUUCUUGAGAAUAUGGGCGACGGUCCACAAGUGGAGACCAUGUGGGAAAAUGUGGCCAGAAACGCGAUGAACGAGAGGAAGAUCAUGAUAGCUGCGAGAUGUUACGCUGCAAUGGGUGACGUGGCUUGCGCGAGGUUUUUGAAAGAGAUUGCUGAGAUAGGAGAGAAGUAUACUAAGGAGACAGGCAACGACCCACUGGGCGAUUCGGACUGCUGGGCCCGACUGGCCAUACUAAAUGGUGAUUUAAAAACCGCUGAGGCGAUUUAUCUGGAACAGAAUGAAUUGGAUAAAGCGCUAGACAUGUACCAGCGCUAUUGGCACUGGGAGGAUGCUCUAAAUUUGGCUCAGAAUCGCAACUGGAGUGGUCUGUCAGAGCUGCGGGACCGUCAUUUAGCUUGGCUAUUGGACAGUGGCCAAGCGGCCCGCGCAGCUUCUAUUAUAGAAAAUACGAAUCCAAAGAGAGCUGUCAAGCUUUAUUUGGAGGCUCGCCGACCUGGACGAGCUGCCAGGCUAGUACUCGCCGAUAAUGAAUUGCUAGAGGACGAAAGAAUCGUCGAGGAGGUCAUCAGUGGCCUUAAAGCAACUGAUCUCAUGGAACUCGCUGGAGAACUGCUGGAGAAAACUGGAGCCGAUUCUGAAGCAAUCACUUGUUAUGCUCAGGCCGGAGUCUUUGCUAGAGCCCUCGAUUUAGCACGUAAAGUCGAUCCCACAUUGGUGGUCGAACUCGAGAGGGAUUGGGGAAAACAUCUGUCAGCGAAUGGUCAUUAUGAUGCCGCUAUUAAUCAUUUCAUCGAGGCAGGCGAGACAAUAUUAGCGCUCAAGGCCGCCAUUAACGCACGACAAUGGAGAAAGGCUUUACAAAUUAUUCAGGUGAUUGAGGACGAUGAUCCAGAGAUUCGUCAACAAUGCGAAAAAUUAGGGGAAUAUUUCUCGUCGAUCGGUGAACGAAGUCUGGCGGAGAGCCUUUUCAUUAGGGCUGAAAACGCCCAACGCGCCGUGGAGAUUCAUAUACAAUCAGGCGACUGGAUGCGUGCACAUCAGGUGGCCCAAGAAUACAUGAAGGGUGACGAGGCCAAUCAAGUAUUAGCAAAACACGCCGAGAGCCUGCAGCAGAUUGGCGAACUUCGUCAUGCCGAGUCUUUAUAUGUUGCGAUCGGUGAUCACGACGCAGCAAUCGCUAUGUAUCGCAAAGCGGGAAAUCGUAGCGACAUGAUCAGAUUGGUUGCGCAACACCGGCCAGAUCUACUUCAAACUACUCACAUGCAUCUAGCCAGGGAGUUAGACGCAGCUGGCAAACCAAGAGAAGCCGAGGAACACUUCCUAGGUGCUGGUGAUUGGCGUGGAGCGGUUACAGCUUACAGAUCUGCAAACAUGUGGGAGGAUGCAUUGAGAGUCGCUAAGAAGGCUUCGGGAGAAAAAGCGGCACAACAGGUUGCUUUGAUGUGGGCCCGAACGUUGGCUCCGGAACUGGGCGCCAGACUUUUGAUGCGACUCGGCUACUUGGAACCGUGUCUGCAAUUGGCAUGCGAAGCUAGUUUAUUUGACUGGGCUUUAGAGAUUGCCAAAUAUGGCACAAUGGAUCAAAAGAAAGAAGUUCACUAUCGUUAUGCGAUGGCGCUCGAGGACGAGGGUCGUUUCGCAGAGGCCGAGAAGGAAUUCGUGCAGGCUGGUAAGACCAUGGAAGCAGUACAGAUGUAUAUUCAUAGCCGUGAUUGGGAAUCUGCCGAGGACGUCGCACGAUCGCACAGCCAGGAAGCAGUGGCACAGGUCUUGAUCGCCCGAGCCGCCGAAGCCGCCGAGGCACAAGAUUACGCUACGGCAGAGGCUCUUCUUCUGAGAGCACACAAGCCAGAGAUGAUAAUAGAGCAUUACAAGACAGCUGGAAUGUGGUCUGAAGCAUUGCGAGUGUGUCGAGAAUAUUUGCCCAGUCAGGAGGCAGCAUUGCGUAGAGAGUUAGGUCAAAGAAGCGCGGGAUUGGACGGAGCGAAUGCGUUGGAGGAAGCUCGAAAAUGGCUUGAUCUCGGAGAAGUAAGACCUGCUCUGGAUACUUUGAUCCUGAAUCCUCAAGCUCCGAGAUCAUAUCUUAUCCGUGCGGCUGACAUUCUCUUGCAUCAGGCGGAUCCAGAAACGGCAGCGGAAAUCGGCGGUGAUCUGGGUGCACGUUUAUUUUCUGUUGGUGAACAUGCACUCGCAGCUCAGGUGUUUCUUCAGGCAGAUCGAUUAAAAGAUGCGGUGAGUUCGCUGAUGGCGGUCGGUGAGUGGGAUCGCGCGCGACGAAUCGUACGCGAGCUCGCUCCCGACCUCGAGCCGUAUCUGGAAGAGAAAUAUCGGGAUGCCAUGGCAAACGAAGGCGAAAUUGAACGAUUGGCGGAAAUGGAUGGUAACGCUGCCCUCGAGGUGAUGGCGCGCAAAGGCCAAUGGAAUCAGGUGUUCGAUGCUGCAAGUGCGCAAAGUCCGGAGGUGCUGCACAGAUAUGUGGCACGACGUGCCGCACAGUUGCUAAAGAGUGACGCCGCGCCGCAGGCGCUGCAACUUUACGCCCAAUAUGGCGCACCCGCGAUCUCGCAGAACUUUAAUCUAUAUCUGCAAUUAGCAGAGAACAUUCUAAACGCACCGCAACAGGAAUACAGAUAUUUAGCGCAACUUCGUGACGUUUUACACGGCCUUUGCCGUUCAUCACCGUCCUCCGAUAGAUUCGAGCGGCUUCUGGAGGUCGCUCACCUCUCGGCGGUAAAGCACGGCUGUCUUUCGUUUCCAACGCUUUCUGGCAUUGUUGUCAAAGCGUCAGUCAGUCUCUUGCGACACACCGAUAUUCUUUACGCCGACAGAUAUUACUACGAAGCCGGCGUCGCUGCCCGUUCCGCCGGUCUUCUGAGCGAAGCUUUCGUCUUCCUCAAUCAUUUUCUUGAUCUAGAGGAGUGUAUUGAGGAGGAAGGCGAUGGCAAUGUUCUAGACGUAGACGACCUCCGUGUCACCGAUUUUCCGUUGGAAGUACCACUUCCAGAAAAAGUUGGCGUCGCGACAGAUCAACGCGAAGAGGCAAGAGAGUGGAUACUGGCGGUAUCUAUGGAUCAAAAGAUCGAGCAAGGUUUACCAGUUGAUCAGAGAGGCGUUUACGUCGGUUCCUUGACGUCACCAACAAAUCCGGGCAUGCCUCUUCAGCAAUGCGUGAUCACGGGAUAUCCGGUGCGCGGCCCGGUUAUCAGAUUUGAGGAAACUAAUCGAGUAGCUGAUCGCGAUGACUGGACCAAAUUGAUUAACACGGCCAGACAAGCGCUCUCGGAUUCGCCACUGAAUGAUAUUUUAGUAUUUCUUCAAGAUUGGUGCGGCACGGCACCCAAGUACUCGUUUUAGAAAAAAAAAGCUUGAAAUUUGAGUAAAAAAUUAAUGAAGAAAGUAGAACCAGAUAGCGCGUUCGUCCUGCAGGCUAGCUCAUGGAGGGAUUUGAGAGAGUGGGCAACCACAGAUGAUAAUUAACCGCUUAGCAAAUAUGCUCGGCUUUGGCGCAUUCCAUAAGCCAAAAAGCCGCCCGUGGAAUCUGGCGGUUCAAAGUAAAGCAAAUACACGAACAGGCGCGCGCACAUAUACACGCGCACGUUAUAUUGACUCGAAAUCAUGACGGGUUUAAUACAUGCCGCAGGAGACGCGUGAUCCGCCAUAUUGCCGAUGUUUAACGUCCGCCAGCGACAGUCACAUCAAGAGGACAUUAUUUGCGUUAACAUUAUUUAAAUUUUAUUUUAGUAAUAAAAAAAUCAGGAAAAUGUUUAAGCUAAUAUUAAUUACAACAGCUAAUGAAAUUAACAUAAUAUUUAUGCAUGAGCACGCAUAUACUUCCUUGCUAUUAUUUUUACUAAUCAUUUC
Molecule: messenger RNA, 5780 nt
Organism: Pogonomyrmex barbatus (red harvester ant)
Lineage: Eukaryota; Metazoa; Arthropoda; Insecta; Hymenoptera; Formicidae
Gene: Oseg2
Product: intraflagellar transport protein Oseg2
Biological process (GO): intraciliary transport
Cellular component (GO): axoneme; intraciliary transport particle B; ciliary basal body
Molecular function (GO): protein binding
Source: RefSeq, a predicted model, not a curated record